Cicer arietinum (chickpea) is the source of this 1272-nucleotide messenger RNA. RefSeq lists its product as uncharacterized. The record is from RefSeq and is a predicted model, not a curated record. Gene Ontology annotation, biological process: RNA processing. Lineage: Eukaryota; Viridiplantae; Streptophyta; Magnoliopsida; Fabales; Fabaceae. Gene Ontology annotation, molecular function: ribonuclease III activity.
UUUUUUACGAACAGAUAUCUUCUUGUUUUGGCAAUCCAUUGUUGAAUGAAUUAAUCAUCAGGGUCGCAGAAGCAGAAGGAAUAAUGCAAGGUGUAUCAUCUUUAUCAUGUUCAAUAACAACUUGUUCAGUUAAAGCUUCAUGGGACACACAACAGAGACUCUCUUACAAUCGCAACGCUCCUCGAAAGCUCAACAACACUCAUUCUCCGCCUCUCACUUCAUCACCCUCACCACCGUCUACUCGCAAGGAACACUACAUUUCCGAUCUUCUCAAACGCUCCACUCCUCUUCCCAAUCCCACCAUAGUGAACGUAAACGAAGAAAUAGAUGAAACCUAUUUAGGUUAUGAGAAAUGGCUUCCAACUCCACCCAAAGUCGUCAAGCCUCGUUCCGUCUUUAAUGCUGCUACCUUAGCAUAUAUUGGUGAUUGCAUUUAUGAGCUAUAUGCUCGCAGACACUUUUUAUUUCCUCCUCUUAGUAUUGAAGAAUACAAUGAUCGUGUCACUGCAGUUGUCCGCUGUGAGGCUCAAGAUGCAUUGCUUCAGAAACUUUUGAACAGUAACUUCUUAUCGGAUCAAGAGAGGGAUGUUCUUCGAUGGGGAAAGAACAUUGGUUCAAGCAAAACUAAGACAAAAAGGCGUGCUGGAGCAGCUGUAUAUAACAGAGCAUCUUCACUAGAAACAUUAGUUGGCUAUCUCUAUUUGACAAAUGUGAAUCGCUUGGAAAAGCUAAUGUUAGAAUUGGGAUUCUCAGUGGACUCUUCAAUGCCUUUGAAUUUGGAGGAAGUAAUAACAGGUGAGCUGAACAGCAGAUAAGGUCGAUCUUUGUGUAUUUUUCCACUGGAGUCGGCAAAACAACUAAUUGAAAGAUUAUGUUUGAUCCAUUGUAGUCUUCUGUAAAGGCUGUCCUAGUCAAUUAACUUCCUCUUUUACUUGCCGGUGAAGAUGAUGUGCCAAUACCAAAUUCAAAUGGCAUAGUUUACCAUGCUAGAGAGAGGAUUAGAAGCUUUUGAGAUCUUUUGCAGCAAUAUAUAUGGCGUGUACAUAGUUUAUGGUACCGUCCUUUGUUAGUAAUGAUCUACUUUAGAGGAGUACAAUGAAAAGAAAACAAUGCAGUGAAGUUUUGGUUAUUUGAUAGAUUUCUGUCAGGGUUUGCAACUCUGAUUGAAUUUGAUCCAGCAUUAUAAUUUGUUGAACAUUAAGGAACAUAGGGACCCAGAUUUGUAAUAUUAUUACUUUGGAAUUUAUUAUUUAGUUUAGAAUUUCAAUUCAA